Messenger RNA from Periophthalmus magnuspinnatus, 419 nucleotides. It is a transcript of the gene cmc4, whose product is annotated as C-x(9)-C motif containing 4 homolog (S. cerevisiae). Gene Ontology annotation, cellular component: mitochondrial intermembrane space. The record is from RefSeq and is a predicted model, not a curated record. NCBI's taxonomy places the organism in Eukaryota, Metazoa, Chordata, Actinopteri, Gobiiformes, Gobiidae. The transcript is spliced from 3 exons. The coding region runs from base 89 to 286 and encodes 65 amino acids.
CAGCUAGCUUCAGCUAAUGACUUUUUUCUAGUUUUUCUGCUCUUGUACAUUGUCUUAAUGUUAGCAAUUAUUUCCCGACACAGAUAAUAUGCCCGGACAGAAGGAUCCAUGUCAAAAACAAGCAUGUGCAAUUCAAAAGUGUUUACAAGCAAAUAAAUACCUGGAGAUCAUGUGUGAGGAUGUCAUCAGGGAGAUGCGCCGCUGCUGCGAAACCCACGCGGCAAACUCCAUUUGCUGCUCGGGUUUCAAGAGUUCCGCGCCCACGGAGAGUAAAAAUAAUCCGUGAUUCUUCAAAGAGACUCUGAAGUGUAAAACAACUCAUUCAGUGCAGUUGAUUUGCACUAUUAUUUGUGGAUUUGCCAGUAGUCUUAACUGAUGCAACAUUAUUUAUUAAUAAAAAGGCUUUUUAUUGUCUUUCA